Molecule: messenger RNA, 1341 nt
Organism: Necator americanus (New World hookworm)
Lineage: Eukaryota; Metazoa; Nematoda; Chromadorea; Rhabditida; Ancylostomatidae
Exons: 12
Coding region: 1-1341 (446 amino acids)
Cellular component (GO): endoplasmic reticulum membrane
Molecular function (GO): phosphatidate cytidylyltransferase activity
Source: RefSeq, a predicted model, not a curated record
AUGACAGAAUCCCCGAGCGCAGAAUCAGUUCGACAUCGAAGGCAUCAUGAAGCUUCGGAGGAUGUACGACCAACAAGCGACGAGAGUGAUAUGGACGGUGUUGUGCACGAUGAAGAAAGAAUCUCCAGAUUGACGAAGAUCAUUCCGCAGGACACUGGCAGUAUGGGUGAACUAGUAGACUCAGUUCUAGCACCACUGCCAUCAAGGUGGCGAAAUUGGGUGGUUCGGGGUGUGUUCACCAUAAUAAUGGUAUCAAUGUUUUGUUUCAUAGUGAGCAGAGGACCAACAUGGUUGAUGGCGCUGGUCUUUGCGAUCCAGUUCAAAUGCUUCCAUGAGAUUAUAAGUAUCGGCUUGGCUGUCUACAGAAUGUACGAUUUUCCAUGGUUUCGCCUGCUUUCGUGGUAUUUCCUUCUUACAAGUAAUUAUUUUUUCUUUGGAGAAAGUCUCAUAGACUACUGGGCGAUUUUAUUGAGGAAAGAUAACUUCUUGCAAUUUCUUAAUUCCUACCAUCGAUUGAUCAGUUUUGGCCUAUAUUGCUUGGGUUUCGUUUGGUUUGUGCUAUCACUGAAGAAAGGAUACUACAUGCGACAGUUCUCAUUGUUCGCAUGGACUCACAUAACGCUUUUGUUGAUCGUGUGCCAAUCGUUCUUCAUAAUUCAGAAUAUCUUCCAGGGCACCAUAUGGUUCCUCGUUCCUGUCGCGAUGAUCAUUUGUUGUGAUGUAAUGUCGUACAUGUUUGGCUUCUUCUUUGGUCGCACACCUUUGAUCAAGUUAUCUCCAAAGAAAACAUGGGAAGGAUUCAUUGGUGGAGCUAUAAGUACUGUCUUCUUUGGAGUGCUGCUCUCCUACUCUCUCUAUAACCGGCCAUUUUUCGUCUGUCCAGUGGAAGAUUACUACAUUGACAACACAAACUGCACGAUACCUCCUUCGUUCCAAUUGCAACAGUACACGGUGCCUCGCCCUUUGUCGUGGAUCCUCACAGUGUUGAAGCGUGACCCUCAUUUGUAUAUUUUCCCUUUUGUUGGCCAUGCGAUUGUCAUGGCGUUAUUCGCUAGUUUGCUUGGACCAUUUGGCGGCUUCUUUGCCAGUGGAUUUAAGCGUGCUUUCAAAAUUAAGGACUUUGGAGACGUUAUUCCCGGACAUGGAGGUUUAAUGGAUCGGUUUGACUGCCAACUGCUAAUGGGAACGUUCGUUAGUGUUUACAUUCACACAUUCAUCAGAGUGCCGAAUCCUGCAAAACUCGUCACACAAAUAUUAUGGCUUCAACCGGAAGACCAAAUUGCAGUGUUCAAUUCAUUAAAAAAUGAGUUGAUUCAAUCUGGACUGUUACAACAAUCUUGA